Rotaria sp. Silwood2 is the source of this 1812-nucleotide messenger RNA. Lineage: Eukaryota; Metazoa; Rotifera; Eurotatoria; Philodinida; Philodinidae. The record is from the annotation of a GenBank genome assembly.
AUGCGCGCAACACGUAUGCGAUUAUUACCUGUUACAUUACCAAAAUUAACUAAACUUGAACGAUUAGAUUUAGGUGCUAAUUCAUUUAUUGAAUUCCCUAUUGUUUUAACAAAUCUUCCAUCUCUUAAAGAGUUAUGGCUUGAUUCAAAUAAAUUAAUAUCAAUAGAUGAUUCGAUUGAUAAAUUAACAAAUCUAACUUUUCUUGAUAUAUCACAAAAUCAAUUAAGUGAAUUACCAUCUUCAAUUGGUGAUUGUAAAUUAAGUGAUUUACAUGUAUCAGAUAAUUUUCUUAUUGGUUUGCCGGAUUCAAUUGUUAAUUUAACUAGUUUAGAAACUUUAACAGCAAAUAAUAAUCAAAUUGAACGUUUACCGAAUAAUAUUGGAAAUAUGACAUCAUUAGUUGAAUUACAUUUAUCAUUUAAUAAUUUAACAUCAAUACCAACAAGUAUUGGUUUAUUACAUAAUUUACAAUUUCUUACAUUAGAUCAUAAUCAAAUUCAAUCAAUACCAGCAACUAUUGGUAGUUGUUCAAGUUUAAGUAUACUUUCAUUACGUUCAAAUUGUUUAACAACUCUACCAGAUGAAAUAGGACGUUUAUCUUUAUUGAAAGUACUUAAUGUUAGCGGAAAUUUUCUUCGAUAUUUACCUUGUACAUUAUUAAAACUUAAAAACUUACAAGCAUUAUGGAUGAACGAAAAUCAAGCAAAACCUUUAAUUGCAUUCGAACAAGAACGCCAUCCAAUAACAGGUCAACGUGUACUUACAUGUAUACUUUUACCACAAACUGAUCCUUCAAUGAAUCGACAUACAUCAAAAAAUCGAUUUAUUGCCGAACAAACAAAUGAUUAUACGAAUCGUCCAAUAACUCUUCGUUUUGCUAAUGAUACAAUUGAUGAACCACGACAACUUGUUCGUAAUCCAACACCAUAUCCAAAAGAAAUGCGAGCAUUUGCUAAUAUUCUUCGGAAUUAUAAUCAUAAUCAUCAACGUCAAAAAUAUUCUUCUUCGUCAAAUUUAUUAAUGGUUUGUGAUGAAAUUCCAAUAGAUAAAUCUUGGUGUGAACGUACGAACUCGGCAUCUGUUAGUUCAAUGAAUUCCGAUCUAUUAUGUUGUCCAUUAGCACGAAGUCACGAUGAUUUAUUAUUUAGUACUAGUCCAUUAGAUGAUAUUGAAAGAAUGCGUCCCGAUUUAUUACCUGGACAAAUAAAUGAUAUCGAUGAAAAUUUGAUUAGUGACAAAAAAAAAAUGAAUUCAUCAAAAGCUGAAGCUGAAAAUAUUGAACCAACAGCUGGUAAAGAAAUGCUGGAUAAAUAUUGGGCUGAAAUUAAACAUGAAAUAGAUGAUAUUAAUAUUGUUGAAUUUCGUACAACAGAUUUGCCUUUAGCACGUAUUAAAAAAAUCAUGAAAUUAGAUGAUGAUGUUAAAAUGAUUAGUGCUGAGGUACCGAUAUUAUUUGCUAAAGCAGCUGAAUUAUUUAUUCAAGAAUUAACAAUUCAUUCAUGGUUACAAACAGAAGAAAGUCGACGUCGUACAUUACAGAGAAAUGAUGUUGCUGCAGCUAUAUCAAAAAAUGAAUUAUUCGAUUUUCUUAUUGACAUUGUUCCACGUGAAGAAGCAACAAAAACACAUAAGAAAAAAGAAAGUGUUAGUGAAGUACAAUAUAUUGUUACAUUACCAACAUCAAGUGGCAUGGGCAAUACUAUUCAAUUACCUAAUGGUCAAAUUAUUCAAUUACCUCAAAAUUUAUCAUCAAAUAUUGUUACUAUGGCAAGUCCACAAGGUACACAACAACAAUAUACAAUUGGACCUUAA